CAUGUUCCACAGUUCUGGCUUCAGCGUUGCUGUCAGUACCAUGACAACAGCGGGUCGAGUGUGAGGAGCUGAGAUGUCUUGAGCUACCUGGUUUUACCACACAGUACUAGAGAAAACAUCACUGCAAUUACUACAGGAUGUCUUUGUUUAAGGCCCGUGAUUGGUGGGCAUCGGUGCUGGGCGAGGGCGAGGAGUUUGACCAGGGAUGUCUGUGUGUUGGGGAUGUGGAUAACAGUGGUACUGGAUAUGAUAAGAUUAUAGUGGGCAGUUUUAUGGGGAUGUUACGCAUCUUCUCACCACACCCUGCUAAACCGGAUGAGCUGACGGAAGCUGACACCCAACUGCUGGAGGUCCAGAUGCCUGACCCCAUCAUUCAAGUGGAGCUGGGCAAGUUUGUCUCUUGUUCAGAGUCGCUGCAUCUAGCAGUUCUUCACCCCAGGAAGCUGUCUGUCUAUGCUGUAUCAGGUACUGCCGGUAAUGUUGAACAUGGUGACCAGUAUCAGCUGCGACUGGUUUAUGAACACAACCUGCAGAGAACAGCUUGCAACAUGACAUAUGGCCCAUUCGGUGGUGUUACAGGUCAUCAUUUCAUCUGUAUCCAGUCCAUGGAUGGGAUGCUCAUGUUUUUUGAGCAGGAGAGUUAUGCUUUUGGUCGCUUCCUGCCUGGUUUCCUGCUGCCCGGCCCAUUGAGUUACUGCAUUCGCACAGACUCUUUCAUCACCGUCUCCUCCACACGGCAGGUGGAGUGUUACAGAUACGAGACGCUGGCUGUGGCCACAGAUGCAGACACCAAACAAGACUCGAAUCAGCAAAGCAAGAGCUCAGGAAAAAGACUGACUGCUGACUGGACUCUUGUGUUAGGAGAAGAGGCUCUAGAUAUCUGUGUUCCCAACACGUCUCCGGCGAUGUCCUCCAUCUUUGUGCUGGGCGAGAGAAAUCUGUUCUGUCUCAAGGACAACGGCCAGAUCCGCUUCAUGAAGAAACUGGAGUUCAACCCCAGCUGUUUUCUUCCUUAUGCAUCAGUGUCCGAGGGUUCCACCAACGUCCUGAUGUGUAACCAUAACAACAUGCUGCUGGUGUACCAGGAUGUGACGCUGAAGUGGGCCGCGCAGCUGUCCUGUGUGCCUGUGGCCGUGCGUGUCGCUAACUUUCUGGAACUAAAGGGUUUGGUGGUGACUCUGAGCUCUGAUGGGCAUCUCCAGUGCUCUUACAUGGGCACUGACCCCUCCUUCUUUACUGCACCCAAAGUGGACGCUAGAGAGGUCAACUAUGAUGAGAUCGACGCAGAGAUGAAAAUGCUGCAAAGGGUUAUUCGCGAGGCUACCAAAACACAAGACAUUCUCCCGAGGGCAGAGACCGAAGAAGAGCUCAGACUGACCGCCGUAGUCUCAUCUAGCCUGGACGAAGUCUCGUGUGCUAUUAUACCUGAGAUGAAUGGGAUGCCUGUGCCUUCUGUCACAGUCAAGGUUAAAAUAAAGAGUCGAGCUGUGGUGCAGAACCCCAAAAUGACGGUGUGUGUUCAGCCUCCUUUGGCAGUCACACAGGACCAGUUUGUGUUGGACUCUAUGGGUAUGACUGGCUUUCUUUUUUUGUCAUACUGUAAUCCUUAACAACAUGUUAUAAUC
Molecule: messenger RNA, 1625 nt
Organism: Danio rerio (zebrafish)
Lineage: Eukaryota; Metazoa; Chordata; Actinopteri; Cypriniformes; Danionidae
Source: RefSeq, a predicted model, not a curated record